AGAAAUACGACAACAUGUCGACCCCAGCCGAUCCUUGGGACCAACAUCAAAUAGCUCAGCUUACAGAGCCAAAUAUUACCCUUUCUGCAUUAUAUCAAUUGGCCAGACGGAGCGCUUCCUUCCCAGUGGUUGUGACGUCACACUCUUCUCAUCCAUAGUGAACAGCGCUCUCCCUCUGCCCGCAAACACGUCAAUUGAUCGUUGCCGACAUACUCGCUGUAAUUCUCGUAUGAACCAAUAUCGUUAUGCGAAAUCGAAUGAUAUGAUACUCACCAUUUUUAGGAAUUCGUUUCAUCGAUCGGCUAUUCUACUAUAUCGCAAUGCCGGUCCGGACAUCUUCGCGCCAGGCAGCUGUCAAGGCCAACCAAGCUUUCACCCACGGACUGGCGGGUUCUAAGCGCAAAUCAUCAGCUGACAAGGGCCCUCUUCCCAAGAAGGGUAAGAAGGAAGAGAAAGUUAAAGAAGGAACGGUGUACGAAAAGCCAUCCGUAACCGAGGAGCUUCCCGAGAAAAAUCCAUCUGAAGCAUGGUCAGAUGAGCAAGUCACAGUGAACAAACAGCCGACAGAAGCGCCUCCUCAGAAGGCCGAGGAACAACUUACAGAUGGAGUCGGGAAGGAAGAAGAGAAACCAAAAGAGGCUGCGAUUGUCCAAGAAGAUGAGCAAGUACCGGGAGAACAAAAAGAGGAAGAGCAACACCCAUCUGUGCCAAAGGAAGCUGGUGCAGCUGUAAAGGAGCACCAGGAAAGAGAGAGCAUUGUGCCUUCCACCGUUCUUGAAAAGGGGAUUAUAUACUUCCUUUUUCGGCCCCGAGUCAAUGUGGAGGACCCUCAGAACAUGAGUGAAGUCGCUCGCAGUUUCUUCGUUCUACGUCCAACACCCAAGGGCGCAAAAAUCGAGGAUGGGCCGAUUGGCGAGGCUGAUAACUGCCGCCUGAUGAUGUUGCCGAAAAAGAAGUAUCCGACCUCGGGUAGAGAACGGGAUAUGGGUUUCGUCGAGAAAGCCAAGGUCUCACUGAAAACAAUUCGAGAGAAACUUAUGGCGUCAGAAACCUACCAAACUCAAACACAAGGAGAACGAACAACCCCGGAGGCACGGCCGUAUGCCGAGGGUGUUUAUGCAAUCGUCAAAGAGGGCCGAAAUUCUCACCUGGUCUAUAUACUGACUAUUCCAGAGUAUAUCGGUGACGUUCAAAACGACUUUGGUCUAUUUAACAGUGGCAGCUUUGUUUUCCAGGUCAAAAAUCCAAAAUUCCCGGGUCCGCCCAGUGCGCAGCUGCCAAAGACACCUGAGUAUCCAGAAGAGAUCAUGUCAAAAUUCCGUGAUCUUCGAUGGGUUCCUGUAGAACCGGAAUUCUUAGAUUACCCUAAUGCCCAGUUCCUUAUGAUUGGAUCAGCUCAGAAUAACCUUGGCAGAGCUGGAGAAAUUCAAGCUGCAAGUGACAAGGAGGGCAAGGAAACUCCGGCUGAAGAACUAAGUAAAUUUGAGAGUGAGAACGAGGAGCGGGUUGAGUCACUCGCUGGCGACCAUACCAUAUUCAAUGACUUGGGAAUUGACGCUAAAAAGCAUGCCAAUCUGCCAAAGACUUGGGAGUAGAUGUAUUUCAGACAUUCGAUAAUUUGUGAUAACGUUGAACGGUGUAUAGUGGUGCAAGGAAAAGUGUAAAUUCAUCCAAAAUAAUAUUUAGUGUUGAUGUCUUUCUAUUACGCUAUUUAAUUCCCUAGGAGAAGUAAACCACCGAAGC
Messenger RNA from Talaromyces proteolyticus, 1743 nucleotides. RefSeq lists its product as uncharacterized. The record is from RefSeq and is a predicted model, not a curated record. Lineage: Eukaryota; Fungi; Ascomycota; Eurotiomycetes; Eurotiales; Trichocomaceae. The transcript is spliced from 5 exons. The coding region runs from base 321 to 1595 and encodes 424 amino acids.